Messenger RNA from Ambispora gerdemannii, 460 nucleotides. The record is from the annotation of a GenBank genome assembly. NCBI's taxonomy places the organism in Eukaryota, Fungi, Glomeromycota, Glomeromycetes, Archaeosporales, Ambisporaceae.
AUGCUGGAAGCAAGGGACGAAUUGGAUGACAAAAAUAAAACAUUAAAAGUCGAGAAUAAUCGAUUAAGAUUUGAGAAUGGUACCAAUCCCUUUAACUCUAACCUCCAUUCCGCUGAGGAUAACCAAAUAAAGGAAUUAAAGAGGCAAAACAAGGAGUUAGAGGUCAAAAAUAGCGAAAGAAUUAGUGAUCUGGAAGGAAAUUUAAACUCAAAAGAUGAGAAAAUUGGCUUAUUAAGCAGGAAAAAAAAUGAAAUUGAAAGGCAAUUAGAAAAUCUAACAACUAAAAAAAAUGAGUUAGAAGCUAAUUUAGCCACCGAAACUCGAGCCAAAAAUGAGGCUCAAACUAAAUUAAAUAACACCCGAGAGGAAUUAAAGAAUAAAUCUGAGGAGGCAAAUCAAACCCAAGCGAAAAUUGACACUCUUGAUAGUCAUCUAAAAAAUACACUUCGGUCUUUUCAUG